Molecule: messenger RNA, 288 nt
Organism: Ostertagia ostertagi
Lineage: Eukaryota; Metazoa; Nematoda; Chromadorea; Rhabditida; Trichostrongylidae
Source: the annotation of a GenBank genome assembly
GUAGCCACUCCGCAAGUUGUCGCUAAAAUCGAACAAUACAAACGCGACAAUCCGACGAUAUUCGCCUGGGAGAUCCGCGAGCGCCUCAUCAAUGAGGAGUGGCUGAAGACGGCUGCUCGCCUGUCUGCUGCUGCUGGCGAUGGCUCGACUGCGAUCAGCUCAAAUAGCUGUCGACAGCUUUACAUUGUUUCAAUUCACCAGAAGUAUCGGAUAGGUGAGACUGAAGCGUCGGCGGCGGCGCUUUUGACCGCGGAUCCUCGGGUGCAAGCAAAAGAGAAGAAGCUGUAG